UUAAGGGCAGUUGAACAGAAGUAGUUGAAAUGUAGUUGGCUUUACCCUUGGCUGCAAGACACAGAUUUCAUUUCAGACUAGUAAUAUUAGUCCUUUCAAUAUCUAUCGAAUAAUCCCUUUCCCCUCUCUCCAUCUCCAACCUCUGCUCACCUUCCUCAACUUUUCUUCACCCUUUACUUUAUUUAUAUGUAUAUAUAUAAUCUCCAACAUCCCCAGUUCCUCUCUUAUCAUUCUCUUUGGAGCCCCACAAAUGGAAGGUCAAGAUGCCCCACCUCUACCAUUACCACAACUGCCACCCUCUCUCUUCUCACCUUCACUUCUUCCUUCCUCAUCAUUGCAACCUCCCUUUAUUGAGCCUCAAGUCCUUCAGGAUAUUGAUUGGGUUAGCCUUCUCUCGGGUCAAUCCGGGGUAGGAGAUCAGAAUAGGCCACCAACGAUGGAAAGCGCUUCUGUGAUAGCUGAGGAAGAAAAGAAGGAAAACAAAGAUAGAAUGAGAAAGAGUGGCCGAAUCAUGAAGAAACAUAGUCGGCCUAGGUUUGCUUUUCAAACUAGGAGUGCCGAUGAUAUUCUCGAUGACGGCUACCGCUGGAGGAAAUAUGGCCAGAAAGCUGUGAAAAACAGCUCAUAUCCCAGGAGUUACUAUCGCUGCACCCAUCCCACCUGCAAUGUGAAGAAGCAAGUCCAAAGACUCUCCAAGGACACGAGCAUAGUAGUCACGACUUACGAGGGAAUUCAUAACCAUCCUUGCGAGAAGCUCAUGGAAACUCUAACUCCUCUUCUUAAGCAGAUGCAGUUCUUCGCUAGGUUCUAAGUUCACUCUCAGCUGUAAUUAAUUGGUGUUCAAGAACAAAUCAAAAGCAGAAGUUUAAUGAUUCUGUUCUUGGCAUUCUGCAAUUUAUAUAUACUUCCUGUACUUGUUAUUAUAUGCAUACAUGCAGUAACCUCGUGUCAA
This is a messenger RNA of Hevea brasiliensis (rubber tree), 952 nucleotides long. Its product is annotated as probable WRKY transcription factor 43. Bases 251 to 811 code for a protein of 186 amino acids. The transcript is spliced from 2 exons. Gene Ontology annotation, biological process: regulation of DNA-templated transcription. The record is from RefSeq and is a predicted model, not a curated record. Lineage: Eukaryota; Viridiplantae; Streptophyta; Magnoliopsida; Malpighiales; Euphorbiaceae. Gene Ontology annotation, molecular function: DNA-binding transcription factor activity; sequence-specific DNA binding.